AUGACCUCCAAUCUCACCGACGACGCUGCAGACGAUUCCUCUUCAGGUAUGUCACUUCCGGUUUUGAUAGUGAUUGCUGUCUUAAUUGCCAUCAUGAUUAUACUGACUAUGGGAGGAAACCUUUGUGUUCUUAUCACUUUUGCCAAAGAUAAAACUGUACGGAAGUUUAGUGACUGCCUUAUUUUGAACCUUGCUAUUUCCGACUUGAUCAUCGGAUCCAUAUGUAUUCCGUUAUAUGCUCCUCUGCUGUUGACCGGAGAUUGGCCGUUUGGACACGGUGUUUGCCUUCUGUGGCUCGUUUUCGACUACGUUACACCUGCAGCGUCAACCCUCAACAUUUGUUGUAUCAGUUUUGAUCGUUACCUACAAGUGGGUCACCCUUUGUGGGCAAGGACCCACCGAACUAAUAAACUAUUAGUCGCGUUACUGAUUACACCAUGGGUUCUUCCCGCUCUUUUCUUUCUACCAGCCAUUACGUUAUGGGAAGUUGGCCAAGGUCCCAUCAUUCCAGAUAAAGCGUGUUUCCUUCCAUACAACGUAAGCGUUAUGAUGCUGCUUGGCGGUACUUUGAUUGAAUUCAUUUUUCCAUUUAUCACAGUAGCCACAUUCAACGUUCUUGUGUACACAACAAUCCGACAGAGGAGCAAGAGAUUCAUGACGGCCGUCACGGCCCCGGCUACUGUAGGAACUCAACAAGAGAAUGAAGAAGCGCCUGAACCAAAGAAAGGAGGAUUUACCACAAACAACUCUAAAAGCCUUCAGCAAGAUCGGAAAGCUGCUCGUUCACUUUUUAUCCUUGUGUUGACGUUCGGAAUUUGCUGGAUGCCUUUUGAAGUCACAGCAUUAGUGUCUACAAUAUGUGGUGGUUGUGUGGAUCCAGUAGUUUUUGAGGUGACGUUUUGGUUAUUAUGGAUCAACUCGACAAUCAACCCCGUGCUGUAUCCUUUACUUCAUCCACGGUACAGACGAGCGUUUCUCAACCUUCUCACGAGGAAGAAUAGGGUCGUGCCUUUACCUGCUGGCACUAGUGCCGUCAACACAACGGCUUAA
This is a messenger RNA of Ylistrum balloti, 1050 nucleotides long. RefSeq names its product histamine H3 receptor-like. Lineage: Eukaryota; Metazoa; Mollusca; Bivalvia; Pectinida; Pectinidae. The record is from RefSeq and is a predicted model, not a curated record. Gene Ontology annotation, biological process: adenylate cyclase-activating adrenergic receptor signaling pathway. Gene Ontology annotation, molecular function: G protein-coupled receptor activity. Bases 1 to 1050 code for a protein of 349 amino acids. The transcript has a single exon. Gene Ontology annotation, cellular component: membrane.